GCCCUCAUCUUCUCCUCCUCUGCCUUGUUGACCGCGUUCAACCACGUCGCCGAAAUCCCUCUGUACAUGCCGCCCGAGCCGAUCGUGCUCCCAUCCGUGGCGCUCGGCCUUCUCAUCACGUUCCGCACCAACACCGCUAACAUGCGCUACAACGAGGCACGUUGCCUGUGGGGCGAGAUCGUCAACACCUCGCGCGACAUCACGCGCAUCGCCCUCCAGUGGCUGCCGCAGAGCAACGAUGACAAGUUUGGCAAGGCGCAGUCCGCCAAGGUGUGCCGGAUGACCAAGGCGUUCAGCAUCGUGCUGAAGUACCAUCUGACGAUCGACGGCGGCAACCCGGACUCGCGCUUCUCGCGCUCUGACCCCGACCUGCCCGCCUUGCAGAUGUGCGACGCCUCGCACGCCGGCAUCUGGGCGCGGUGCGGGGACCGCCCCGACCGCGCCCUCCGUGACGGGCAGCUCCUCGAGCGUCACUUCCAGCGCCUCUGUGGCGCGAUGGGCGCGUGCGAGCGCAUCCACCGCACGCCCAUCCCCACCGCUUUCACGCGGCACUCGUCGCGCUUCCUGAUGGUCUGGUGCAACGCCAUGCCGCUUGUGCUCUGGCCCAUCGUUGGCACUUCGACGCCGCUGGCGGCGACGUUCGUGUCGUGGGCCAUGCUCGGCACCGAGGACAUCGGCGUGCAGGUGGAGGAGCCGUUU
Emiliania huxleyi CCMP1516 is the source of this 699-nucleotide messenger RNA. RefSeq lists its product as hypothetical. Gene Ontology annotation, molecular function: chloride channel activity. The annotation marks the transcript as partial. The record is from RefSeq and is a predicted model, not a curated record. The transcript has 2 exons. NCBI's taxonomy places the organism in Eukaryota, Haptophyta, Isochrysidales, Noelaerhabdaceae.